Molecule: messenger RNA, 1236 nt
Organism: Mya arenaria
Lineage: Eukaryota; Metazoa; Mollusca; Bivalvia; Myida; Myidae
Product: triadin-like
Exons: 2
Coding region: 1-1236 (411 amino acids)
Source: RefSeq, a predicted model, not a curated record
AUGGUCAAUCAAACACCAGACAACGGAUACAACGCUGCACAAGACAAUACAAAGAUCAUGGUCAAUCAAACACCAGACAAGAGACGAAACGCUAUACAAGACAACACAAAGAUCAUGGUCAAUCAAACACCAGAUAACGGACACAACGCUGCACAAGACAAUACAAAGAUCAUGGUCAAUCAAACACCAGACAACGGAUACAACGCUGCACAAGACAAUACAAAGAUCAUGGUCAAUCAAACACCAGACAACGGAUACAACGCUGCACAAGACAAUACAAAGAUCAUGGUCAAUCUAACACCAAACAAGAGACACUACGAGACAAAACGCUACAAGACAACACAAGGAUCAAGACCUCAAAACACCAAACAGGAGACAAAACGCUACAAUACAACACAAGGAUCAAGACCUCACGACACCAAACAGGAGACAAAACGCUACAAUACAACACAAGGAUCAAGACCUUACGACACCAAACAAAAGACAAAACGCUACAAUACAACACAAGGAUCAAGACCUCACGACACCAAACAAGAGACAAAACGCUACAAGACAACACAAGUAUCAAGGCCUAACGGCACCAAACAGGAGACAAAACGCUACAAUACAACACAAGGAUCAAGACCUCACGACACCAAACAGGAGACAAAACGCUACAAUACAACACAAGGAUCAAGGCCUAACGACACCAAACAGGAGACAAAACGCUACAAGACAACACAAGGAUCAAGGCCUAACGACACCAAACAUGAGACAAAACGCUACAAGACAACACAAGGAUCAAGGCCUAACGACACCAAACAGGAGACAAAACGCUACAAUACAACACAAGGAUCAAGACCUCACGACACCAAACAUGAGACAAAACGCUACAAGACAACACAAGGAUCAAGGCCUAACGACACCAAACAGGAGACAAAACGCUACAAUACAACACAAGGAUCAAGGCCUCACGACACCAAACAAGAGACAAGACGCUACAAUACAACACAAGGAUCAAAACCUCACGACACCAAACAGGAAACAAAACGCUACAAGACAACACAAGGAUCAAGAUCUCACGACACCAAACAGGAGACAAAACGCUACAAUACAACACAAGGAUCAAGACCUCACGACACCAAACAAGAGACAAAACGCUACAAGACAACACAAGGAUCAAGGCCUAACGACACCAAACAGGAGACAAAACGCUACAAGAUAACACAAGGAUCAAGGCCUAACGACACCAAAUAG